AUGCUUCUCAAAACCGGAGGCACUUUUAUUGUGUUAGCUUAUGUGGAUGAUUUAAUCAUAGCUAGAGAUGAUCCAGUCAAUAUUGACAAACUUAAAAAGUUCCUCAAUCAUUGCUUUCGCAUCAGAGACUUAGGUCUACUCAGAUAUUUUCUACGCAUUGAGAUUUCUCAAUUUCCUUCUGGCAUCUUCUUGAACCAGCGUAAGUACACACUCAAUAUUCUUAAAGAGACGGGCAUGCUCGGAUUUCGCCCAAGUUCUUUUCCUAUGGAGCAACAACACCAUCUUGGCCCAGAUUCUGGCCCUCCCAUACCACACCCAUAUCAAUAUAGACACUUAAUUGGGCGCCUAAUAUACCUCACCGUCACCGGACCAGAAAUCACCUAUGCAGUGCAUAUCGUCAGUCAACUCAUGAGCGACCCACGACAACAACACUUGGAUGCUGCUAUGCAUGUUCUACGGUAUCUCAAAUCUUCACCGGAGCAUGGGGUGUUUUUUUCUUCUAAAUCUGAUAUUCUUAUACGAGGAUACUGUGAUUCAGAUUGGGCAAGUUGCCCAUUAACAAGAUGGUCAACAAUCGGUUACUUUACUACUUUGGGUUCCACCCCCCUGUCAUGGAAAUCUAAGAAACAACCAACUGUCUCUCGCUCUUUUACCGAAGCUGAAUACAGAUCAAUGGCGGCAGCUACAAAUGAGUUACUUUAG
This is a messenger RNA of Nelumbo nucifera (sacred lotus), 702 nucleotides long. The record is from RefSeq and is a predicted model, not a curated record. NCBI's taxonomy places the organism in Eukaryota, Viridiplantae, Streptophyta, Magnoliopsida, Proteales, Nelumbonaceae.